Caenorhabditis remanei is the source of this 768-nucleotide messenger RNA. RefSeq lists its product as uncharacterized. Bases 1 to 768 code for a protein of 255 amino acids. The record is from RefSeq and is a predicted model, not a curated record. The transcript is spliced from 6 exons. NCBI's taxonomy places the organism in Eukaryota, Metazoa, Nematoda, Chromadorea, Rhabditida, Rhabditidae.
AUGCUCCGACCGGCAGUUUCUGAUCCAGUGCUUAUUAAGCCUAAUGAAUUCAACUUUCUCCGCGGGUGGAAUACGGACCGAGAACCAUACCUCCCAACCGAUUCCUCAUCUGAACACUUAUACGGUAUCUACGUCUCCCUGUCCGACGCUAACGCAAACGACACUAAAAUGCCCAGAAGUGAACGUGAGAAACGUCAGAGAAAAUUGCAAUUUCAGUUGAAACGGCGGAAUUCAGUUUUGAUGGCCAACUUUAAGGAGGAGCUCUACCAACCUGUUGGUGGAAUGCGUCGAUCGUGGUCCUGUGUCGAGCUCGGCAAGUUCUAUUGUCGUGAGACAACACAAACCAAACGGGUCUCCUUCUCGGUUACUGUACCUCCACCAGCGUACCCAGAUAUUGAAAACACCGCGUUUGAUCUCUGUCCGCCAAAGAUAUCCGCUCGGCCGAUUCUCGUACGUCGUAACACCACCUACUCAGGAAAGGACAAUCUGGUCCACAUGGAUUUCGAUUCGUUCACCGCGUGGAGAAGAGGUUCCAAAAUGAGUGACGACGUCAAAAUGUCAAAGAAGAAGAGCACGAAGAAAGAGAAAGAAACAAAUGGAAGUGUGAAGAGGAAAGAUAGUGAUGAUGAUGUUAAGAAGGAGGAGAUGGAACAUGGGGAUUGGUGGAUUGUCAGAGUGGCGAAGAUGGGCUUCGAAAGCUGUUUCCGUCGUCGUCGCAUCAACCCAAGCCCUCCUUCUUCUGAGGAGGAAAUCAACGGAAAAAUCUAG